This is a messenger RNA of Paramisgurnus dabryanus, 5494 nucleotides long. RefSeq names its product sushi domain containing 5 (gene susd5). The record is from RefSeq and is a predicted model, not a curated record. Gene Ontology annotation, biological process: Notch signaling pathway; cell adhesion. NCBI's taxonomy places the organism in Eukaryota, Metazoa, Chordata, Actinopteri, Cypriniformes, Cobitidae. Gene Ontology annotation, molecular function: hyaluronic acid binding.
CAAACCAUUAUGCGCCCGACUCCCUACGGCACGGGAACAAUCCCAGUGUUUCGCGCCUGUGUUCUCAUGCGCCACUGCACAGGUUCUGAGUCAUGACGUAUUUACUGACAACGCCGUGCGAGUUUUCGCACGAGCGCACCAGCAGCUCGGUAAUGUAGUUCUCGGUCAGAUAAACCUCCCCUUGCACCUCCACCACUGCGUCUAUUAGAUCUUUUCUCUUGGCUAUCCAACCCUUCGGACCUAUUAUUUUGGAGUGCGCAAAUAAACUGGAAAUUUCACCUUUACUAUUAAGUUUGGGAAAAGUUUGCCCCUUGACUGUUCCACCUUAUAGGAUGGGGCGAGCGCGUAAUAGAGAGCUGGAGCUGCUGUCGCUGCUGGGAUACAUGGCUUGGUUAACAGUCGGUCACUCUCGCGCAGACGGAGGUGUAUUCUUACUGGAUUUGGAAAAUGGUUCAAAAGGUGGACAUGAGACGGGCUUCGAGGCAGCAACAAAUGCCUGUAUGGCUCAAGGGGCCCAGGUGGCAUCAAAAGAGGAUUUGCAUCAUGCAGUGUUGGAAUGUGCCUUCUCAGCCUGUUCGCGUGGUUGGCUCUCUGGACCAAGCAUAGGGACCACAGUGUGCAAUGGUGUACAGGGGAAUCUAAGGCCAGUUGACGUGCAGGUGGAGAAUGUAACCAGCGACAUUGAACGGCUGGGCGUGUUCUGUGUGAAAGAUAGCGAUUCUCCAUGUGGACAACCACCUUCAUUUCCAAAUUCACAUCUGCAGGGGAAAACUGGGUUAGACCUGGGUGAUGAACUUCUGUAUGCCUGUAACCAAGGAUACAAACUGCCUGACGGACAGAUGGCCUUCAGUCUGGUCUGUGAUAGCUGUGGAGAAUGGUAUGGCCUGUCACAUUGUGUCAAAGAUGAUCCUGAAGGCCACAUUGACUAUGAGGAUAAGUUCACAGAUAGCCCUUUCUUGGUGGAUCCGAGGGAGGUGCAUGACGGAGGUGCAACAGAGACCAUUGAUCAUGAAGCAGAUGAACCCACUUCUGAGCCAAAACAUGAGCGAACCAUCAUAUCAAAGGAAAAUGACGAUUUAACAGUGUUAGCAACUGAAUCUUCUGUGUCUCAGAUCAGUCAGAAGCAUAUGUUCUGGUUCCCCUCAGAGGGCUUCCAGGUACCAGAGGAGCCUUCAGUUAUCAUCACAGACUCCUUUGUUAAAAACCCUACUGAAGACCAGAGCCAUAUGACAGACAAAACAUCUGACCACCAAACACAAGCUGAAGUGAUCACAGAGGGACAUGAUCCUGAUUAUGAUCAAACAACAGAUCCCACUACUGAUGAUCCUGUCAGUCCCAGUGUUGGAAGCACAGAAGAAUCCUGGAUAGACGGAUACCCGGUUUCCCAGGGGGAAGAUAAAGUUAGGGGUGUGUCUACGGUUGAGGCGGUUCCAGACCCGGCACUGAAGGUGGAAAUCCCCACUGGCAGCCCAGAUGUUGAGGUGUUUGAGGACACGACUAAAAGAUUUGUGGAAGAGGAGACUAGAGGUUAUAUUGACAGGGAACCCAUUGAAGGAGUAAACAACAAUCCUGAGGAUGUGAAGUAUAAAGAAAUGAUCCACACAAAAGAAGGUGGCACCACCAGACCUGAAAAGGAUGGCCCGGUGGUAACAUAUUAUGAAGAACCUAGUAAGGGACUUACAGAGGAUGAAAUGAAGAAAAAGAUAUACGUACCCAAGUCUGAGUUGGAGCAGGGUUUGGAUGGUGUUACGGAGACACCCAAUGCUGUGCACAUGAGACCCACCACCUUUGUAAGACUAACAACAUCAGCUUCCAGUGCUGAUGAUAAUAUUGCUAUACACAAGAAGCCCAUGAUUUACACGCCAGCUUACGCUCCCGAAAACGUGAGCACCAGCCAAGAGGGGUUGGAACCGGAGCACGCAACCACACCUUCAGGAAUGGGACUUAUGGAUAGUACGCCUGUUUUCGUUGAUGAUAUUACUAACAUGCCUACGCCCAUCAUUAAGGUUUCUUGGGAAACCAACGACAGCGAUAAUUUUCUAGAACACGUCCCUGUUCAUGAAAUCCCUGAUGAAAGAGAUGGAGAUCAAACCCUGGACCACCAGGAAGGAGAGGGUGCUUGUGCAGAAGACCCCUGUCGUGCAUUUGGUCGUUGGCCGAUGGUUGCCGCCAUUAUCAUUGGUAUAGCAGCAGCAGUUCUGGGUGUGGUUUUGGGGGUGUGGUGUUAUAAAAGGAGGCAACAAAAGAGUUCCCACUAUCAACUCAAUGGAACAAACACACAAACGCAGUGUAUUGAAUUGCAACAGACUGUGUAACAGCCACACACACGCGUGUGCACACAGCUUACACGAGCAUCAAUACAAAGCCAUUAAUGUGUGAACACUGCUGUCCACUUUCACACUAACACAAAGAACAUCCCAGAGUUCAACACAAAAAUACGGUGACGUAAUGCUUAUUUAGAUAUUAUUUCGGUUGCGUUUCUUACAUUGUCGUUAUAUAUACUUUAUAUUGUGUUGUUGAUAAAUUAGGUGUCAUGAAGCAUGUCUUCUCUGACUUUGAAUGGACUGCAUUGGACUGCGGGGUUGAUGCAUGCGCAUAUAUUGUGCCUAUAUCUGCUCUUGUUAACAGAUGAGUCUGUGUUUAUGUUUGUUCAUUAAUGGAAUGUGAAUGGAAGUGUGUUGGCCAUUUGUAACCUGUGUGUACGUAUGCAGGACUCAACAUUAACUUAACUGAAAUGGCAAGAACAGAGAAAAUACAUUGGCUAGAAAAUAAUAUUUAUUAGAAUAUGACAGGAGUCAGCCUUCAUCUCUUAGAAAAUGUGCUGUCACAAAAUAUAAAAACCUAUAAAAAGUUAAAAAUGAAGGAAGUUCUUUUUAAAGUCACAAAUUCUUACAAUAUGUUAAGAACCAUGAAUUACAAAUGAUGGGUUGUUUUCAACCAUUGGUUGGGUAAAAUAUGGAGUUGAGUUUUAAUGAACCUAUUGGGUUGUUUAAACAUGGACAUUUCUAGACAUUGAUUCAUUUAACCCAAAUGUUUUUCUGUAUUUUACCCAACCAUGAGUUGAAACAACCCACUGAGUGCUCAUUUUAUUAAUAUGUUGAACUUGAGUGUUAAUUUUUACCAUGUAUAUACUGUAUGUGUGUGAGAAAGAGACUAAACAGAAGUCAGUGAAGACUGUGGUUGAACUUACCGUUUUGUGCACACUUUUGAAAUUGUCCCAUGCACUCGCAGACAGGUGAGACAUUCUUACCAGAGGAACUGGAGGCAAAUUCUGAUUGGCUUUGAGUACAUUUUGCUACAGAAAUUGCAGAGUAUAUAACUUUCAUUGCUAAAUUUAGAUUAGACAGGUAUUUGUUCAUUUCAAGGGUUUUAGCUAAAUAAUGUUACUUGCUUGAGGUUGAGCUCAGGACUGUGUCUGCUAUGAAGUUUCCAACUCACAAAUAGGUGAGAGCAAAUUCUGAUUGGCUUUUAACACAUAUAUGAGCUUUUUCAUUUAAAGCCUUGUACCCAUAAACAAGUUUGAUUUUGAUAGUAUAAUUUGAUUAAAUGCAGCUUUUAAAAUAUAGUUCAGUUAGAAAAAUGCUAAAUGGUUUAAGGUUAAAAUUUUAUCUCCUUAUGUUUGUAUUUCAUUUUAUUUAUGUUAACUCUUGUUUAUCGGCCUAUUAAUAGAAUGUGCUUUCUCAAUAAGGUAUAAAUUAGAUAGAAGAAUAAUGUUACAAUAUGUAUUUGAAUAAUGUUAUAUGUAGUUUGCAACCUAAAUGUUGUAUAAUACAAAAGUUGACAUUGAUAUUUUUAAAACAUUUUGCCCCUUAACACUAUAUAAAAAUGUAGCAUAUUUUCUAUGUUACUUUAACUUAUAAAAAUUAAGUUUCUAUAUCAACUUCUUGUUAUAAGUUAUGUCAACUUACCAUAAGUCAAAAAUAGAAGUUGAAUUGACUUGCAAACCAGUUGUUUUAACUUCAUGCUGCAUUUUUUUUUACAAUGAAUGUUCUAUAAGAUUCUCAGUCUUUUAUCAUCUCUGGCUAUGUACUUAUAAGGCAUAUUUAUAUCACAUGUGUAUUAUAAAUGUAAAACAUUAUUUUAGAAAUAGUGAAUUUACACAAAACAGACAAAUCAGAUAAUUCUACAAAAGAUUUAGAUAUAGAUAUUUCAUAAAACUGAUGUCAAAUAUAUAGCAAGAAUGUUUUUACUGUUUUGCAGUGUAAAAAAUUCUUUGCUGCUAUAAUUUUUUGUUAAAUCAACUCAAAUUUUAAAGACAUUUUAUUUUUAUGUGAGUUGUUAUAACUACAGAUAAAUUGUUAUAACUUAUAAAAUGAAGUUGACUUUUUUUUAAAUAUAUUUUAUUAGUUGUAGCAACUUAUCUCUUGUCAAAAUAAAUAAUAGUAAGUUGACAUUACUUGUAAAUCUGAGUUUAUUCAACAAAAUAAUUUAAGGCGGCAAAGAUUUUUUUUACAGUGUGGCAGUUUUGUUGUGAUUUUAGUUUAUAAAGUUGUAGUGAAGUAAGAGUGGUUAUAGAUAACACUUUAUAAGUAAUUAUACUUUAGUUUAUACUUUAGAGUACUGUAUAAUUUAGUUUGAAAUAAUUGAAUAAAUACAGUUAGUGUGGAGUAAACAUUUUAGUUUUUUCCAAAACUAUACAGGGUCAUAUCCGAAUAUACUUCAAUGAUAAGUUGACUUACACAAAAUUAACAAUAUAAACUUUAUAAAUAUUUUUGAAAGUUGUUUGUUACCUAAAGUAAAUUUAUUUGAAAAUCUAAUCAUGUAAUCAUGUUUUCCAGAACUGUACAGCUGAUGUUAUAAUAACUUGUGUUGAAUUAACUGUCAUACAGUACCUCUCUGUUUAGUAGAAAAUGUCAUUAAAAUAUGAUACAACAAAAUAUUAUAAAGAUACAAAACAUCAAAACAAAAUCACAAUUAUGGCAUAGCUCAUUUUUUUCCUUUGUACAAUUCAGGUGUCAGGCCUAAUUUUAGUGCAAAAAAUGUUAAAACAUCACAUUUUAGGCAAUAAAGUUUCAUUUGGCUUCUGUGUUGGUCAUUGCUUAUAGUUUUUUUUAUUUAAAGCCAUAUCUACCCUGUAUGUUGGGAAGUUUAUAACUUUAUAUUUUAUUUGCUCUACUUUCAAAUAAGUUGUUUAUCUGAACUGUAAAGUGUUUUACUGUAGAGUGUUCUCUGAAUGAGAUUAUUUGAUCUAAUCCCCAAUCUGUUAUUUCCAUUAGACAUUAACUGCUUGGUAAUAUCACAUAUUAUACUUUAUUGAUGUCUGUUAGAUGUGAUAUCUGACUAAACAUAGCUGUGGAAAACUAACUGAACAAUAACAAAUAAAAAAUCUGGGAAGAAAUGUCAGCUAUACAACAUUGGUGAAAAUUAAAGCAGGCUAAAAAUAUAAAAUAAGACUGCAAACAUUUGUGUUGUAUUUCCGGGUGUCUCUGUAUGUGUGAAAGGUCUGUGAGGCCAGCAAAGCUAAACAUUAAAUUACGAGAAUGAGGUGAAGUAU